AUGGAGCGGGUCCAGAAGACCCGAAACAAGGGCCCGGCUUGUACUCAAUGCCGCCAGCUGAAGUUGAAAUGUGACUCGGCUCAGACCUUUCCGGCGCCGUGCACAAGAUGCACCAGAACUGGCUCCAAGUGUCUGAUCGACUCUCACUUCCGACGAGAGAAGCGCCAGGAACGGAUCGAGAGGCUGGAAGAGCAACUGCUCGAGGCAAAGCAGAAACUCGAAGGCACACCACGAGAAGCAUCUGCUCCUGCGGCUGGGUCGCCCGAAGCUCGACACCGCCCCUCGAUUGUCGAGGAAGACUUCAGCACGUUCGAUUUCGCCCAGUUCUUCGAAGACCUGCAACCGACGACUCUCGACGACAUCACGAUACAGCCCCAGACAAUCGUCGAGCUAUUUGAGCGCUACUACCUUUACCACCACCUGCGGUUCCCCAUCUUGUCCUCGCCGUCGAUUACCUUCCGGUCGUCGAGGAAAUGGCCACCCUUGUUCUGGAGCAUAAUUCUCGUAUCGGCCAAAUGCCGGCAGCAUGUUGCUCUGUACUCCAAGCUCAGCCAGCCGCUCAAAAGGCUCGUCCUCAGUCCGGAGUACCUCUCAAGUCAGUCGCUUGAGAUGAUCCAGGCGCUACUCCUGCUCUGUACCUGGGCAGGGGGCGACGACAGGAGCUGGACCGACCUGUCGUGGACAUACAGCGGCAUCGCCACUCACGCAGCUCUACAGAUGGGCUUACAUCGACCCGAAUAUGCAAACGACUUCAUCUAUGGCUCGAAAUUCGACGAUGAGAUCAUAUUGUCUCGGAGGAAAGCAUGGAUUGCUUGCUUCAUCGAGAACGAGAUGGCAAGCCGCAGAAUUGGCGUUCCAUGCACCGCCCCCAUCGACCAUACCAUCCUCGAAGCCCUUUCAUCCCCAGCAUCCACCAUCCCAGUCAAGCUCAAACAACAGCUCCAAAUCGCCUAUCUGUCCUACAGGACGAAUACUACCCUAGGCAACUCCGAUCUCAGCCCGGCAGGUGUCCUCCAGAGCUCCAUAUCAGCCAUCCACAUGUUCGAGAAGGAAUUCUCCCUGAUGGAAUCCACGUCCGGCCUACUGUGGUCGCCUCACGAGGAAGUACUGUUUCUUGGGUCGAAGCUGAAUCUGUACAUCUACGCAAUAACUUCCUCGAACAUUAGCAGCACUCAGAAUGGCCGGCACUCAAAUGUGGACGAGUUCAUCGGACCCGCACUCGCAACAGGCCUGAAGCUCAUCGACGUCGCCAACAAUGCCGAGGGUGAAAUCAGCUCGUGGAGCGUCCACACCAAGGAGUCUCUCAUUGCGGCGACGUUCUUCCUGUUGAUGCUGCGAGACAGCGAACACCCUCUGGUCGACCUUGCCGCCACGAGAAAGGCAAUCGGCCAAGCCUGGAACACACUUCAUGCUUGCAUCAUCACCGAGCACGACUACCUCAGCCGGACGUGCACCACCAUCUCAUACCUCAGCCAGCAUCCGCUGAAGAGGGAGGGCAACGGUUUUGCAUUAAAGACGAAGUCCAGAAUGGCGUCGAGUAUCAUGUGGGACACGAUCAGACGUCUCAAGGAGCACUUUGGCCUGGAAAAGCCGGCCCAGUCUCUGAGCGAACGACUUGCCGCUGCGAGUGGCCAGACUCAGACAACGCCCAACGGGACGGAAAUGCAAAUCUUCCCGGACAACCUAUCGUUCGAUUACGGAGGCGACCUUAUCGACUGGGAUUCCCUGUUCACUGAACUCGGAGACUUUUACGUGCCGCCACAGUUUGACGAGCCAUGA
Cladophialophora carrionii CBS 160.54 is the source of this 1779-nucleotide messenger RNA. RefSeq lists its product as uncharacterized. Gene Ontology annotation, biological process: regulation of DNA-templated transcription; DNA-templated transcription. Gene Ontology annotation, cellular component: nucleus. Gene Ontology annotation, molecular function: DNA-binding transcription factor activity, RNA polymerase II-specific; transcription cis-regulatory region binding; zinc ion binding. The coding region runs from base 1 to 1779 and encodes 592 amino acids. NCBI's taxonomy places the organism in Eukaryota, Fungi, Ascomycota, Eurotiomycetes, Chaetothyriales, Herpotrichiellaceae. The record is from RefSeq and is a predicted model, not a curated record. The transcript has 5 exons.